Molecule: messenger RNA, 1314 nt
Organism: Chrysochloris asiatica (Cape golden mole)
Lineage: Eukaryota; Metazoa; Chordata; Mammalia; Afrosoricida; Chrysochloridae
Gene: TBX1
Product: T-box 1
Exons: 7
Coding region: 169-1314 (381 amino acids)
Biological process (GO): positive regulation of DNA-templated transcription; regulation of transcription by RNA polymerase II; cell fate specification
Cellular component (GO): nucleus
Molecular function (GO): DNA-binding transcription factor activity, RNA polymerase II-specific; RNA polymerase II cis-regulatory region sequence-specific DNA binding
Source: RefSeq, a predicted model, not a curated record
GGCGCUCCGGGUCCGCCUCCACCGCACGCCUAUCCGUUCGCGCCGGCCGCCGGGGCCGCCACCAGCGCCGCCGCCGAGCCUGAGGGCCCCGGGGCUAGUUGCGCGGCCGCCGCCAAGGCGCCGGUGAAGAAGAACGCAAAGGUGGCCAGCGUGAGCGUGCAGCUGGAGAUGAAGGCGCUGUGGGACGAGUUCAACCAACUGGGCACGGAGAUGAUCGUCACCAAAGCCGGCAGGCGCAUGUUCCCCACGUUCCAAGUGAAGGUCUUCGGCAUGGACCCCAUGGCUGACUAUAUGCUGCUCAUGGACUUUGUGCCGGUGGACGACAAACGCUACCGGUAUGCCUUCCAUAGCUCCUCGUGGCUGGUGGCCGGAAAGGCAGACCCUGCCACACCAGGCAGGGUGCACUACCACCCGGAUUCGCCUGCCAAGGGUGCACAGUGGAUGAAGCAAAUUGUGUCCUUUGACAAGCUCAAACUGACCAACAACCUGCUGGAUGACAACGGCCAUAUUAUUCUCAACUCUAUGCACAGAUACCAGCCCCGCUUCCACGUUGUCUAUGUGGACCCACGAAAGGACAGUGAGAAAUAUGCCGAGGAGAAUUUCAAAACCUUUGUGUUUGAGGAGACUCGCUUCACAGCCGUCACCGCAUACCAAAAUCACCGGAUCACGCAGCUCAAGAUCGCCAGCAACCCCUUCGCCAAAGGCUUCCGGGACUGCGACCCUGAGGACUGGCCUCGAAAUCACAGACCCGGCGCACUGCCCCUCAUGAGUGCCUUUGCGCGCUCGCGGAAUCCUGUGGCCUCCCCCACGCAGCCCAACGGCGCGGAGAAAGACGCGGCCGAGGCCCGGAGAGAUUUCGAGCGCGACGCGGGCGGGCCGGCGGGGCUCGGGGAUCCGGCGCCCCCGCCGCAACUGCUGGCGCGGGUGCUGAGCCCCGCGUUGCCCGGGGCCGGCGGCGCCGGCGGCCUCGUACCGCUACCUGGGGGUCGCCCCAGCCCCCCGCAUCCUGAGCUGCGUCUGGAGGCGCCCGGCGCGUCCGAACCGCUGCACCACCACCCCUACAAGUACCCGGCCACUGCCUACGACCACUACCUCGGGGCUAAGAGCCGGCCGGCGCCCUACCCACUGCCUGGCCUGCGUGGCCACGGCUAUCAUCCUCACGCGCACCCGCACGCGCAUCCUCACCCGCACCACCACCCUGCUGUGAGUUCUGCUGCGGCUGCGGCUGCGGCCGCCGCCGCUGCCGCCGCCGCCAACAUGUACUCGUCCGCUGGGGCCGCGCCGCCAGGCUCCUACGAUUACUGCCCAAGAUAA